Molecule: messenger RNA, 6305 nt
Organism: Lemur catta (Ring-tailed lemur)
Lineage: Eukaryota; Metazoa; Chordata; Mammalia; Primates; Lemuridae
Gene: RNF17
Product: ring finger protein 17
Exons: 36
Coding region: 1-4848 (1615 amino acids)
Source: RefSeq, a predicted model, not a curated record
AUGGAGGCGGAGGCUGCGACGGCUCCGCUGGCCCUGCCUUUCUACCCGCAGAGGGGCAGGGGGAGGCGGUCCUGGGGUGCCGCCGAGAUCCAGUGCACCCGGUGUGGAAGGAGGGUGCCCAGAGCAUCCGGUCACUACCAUGAACUUCACUGCGGACAUGCUUUUUGUGAACGGUGCUUGUUAAUAACUGAAGAAUACAGCACAGCUAUAUGCCCUGAUUGUGAGAUUGCUACAGCUGUAAAUAUGAGACAAGGCUACUACCAGAUAGAUGAAUGUAUUAAAGAAGACUCUUUAAUGGAAAAACUGCAACCUAAAAUGAUAAACGGUUCUCAGGAUUUUAAGAAGACUGCUGAUCAGCUAACUAUUGGUUCAGAACAUUCAGCCUGCACACACAGGACCGUUUCAAACUCAUCAGCUGUGAUGUCGGAAAUUAAAACUUCAGAAGAAAUUGAUGAAGCAUUGAAGAUAGCAGGCUAUAAUUUUGAACAAUUAAGUAGUGCUGUAAAAAUGCUUGAACACAUACAGAAUCAAACAAGAGAGGAGACAAAAAGUGUCCUAGAGGUUGUGGAGAAACAAUUUGAUCAACUUUUUGCUUCUCUUGAUUCCAGGAAAAAGAGCCUGUGUGAAGAACUUGUAAGAAAUAGAGAUGAUUAUCUAUCGAAUUUAACAAUGACUAAAAGCUACAUUGAAGAGAAAAAAAAUGAUUUGGAUGCAGCAAUGAAGAUAGCAAGAGAGUUAAAAUCAGCACCUUCUCUGAGAACAUAUUGUGACCUUAAUCAGAUUAUCCGAACUUUGAAGUUAACGUUAGAGAGUGAAUUGUCACAAGUUAGUUCUCUAAAACUAAGGAACCCUCCCAGAUUGAUUAUGAAUUGCAGUGAGAUCAUCUGUAUGUUCAACGAUAUGGGAAAGAUUGAAUUUGAGGACUCAGUAAAAUGUCCUCAAGAAAAUGAGAUUGGACAGCAUGUUCAAAAGAAAUACAAUAAUAAAAAGGAGCUCCCCUGUCAUGAUACAUACCCAUCACUAGAAAAGAAAAAGAUUGACAUGUCUGUCUUAACCGGUGAGGCACCACUGCCUCCCUUGCAACCAGAAACCAACAAUGUGCAUUUAGAAGCAAAAAGCUUCCAGUCACAGAAAGAGGUUGUCGCAAUGAUGUCGUCUAAAACCAUUGCUGUGCUGCCUCAAAUGGGAUCCAGCCCUGAUGUGAUAAUUGAAGAGAUUAUUGAAGAAAGCCUGGAAAGUUCUCCAGAGCUGGUUUUUGUAAGCCAUGUAAUACAUCCUUGCCACUUCUACAUUCGGAAGUAUUCACAAAUAAAAGAUGCAACAGUAUUGGAAAAGAAGGUGAAUGAAUUUUGCAAUAAGAGUUCACAUCUUGAUCCUUCAGACAUUUUGGAGCUAGGUACAAGAAUAUUUGUCAACAGCAUUGAAAAUGGAAUGUGGUGUCGAGGAACUAUCACUGAAUUAAUUCCAAUAGAAAGUAAAAAUAUUAGAAAACCUUGCAGUCCCACCAAAUUCUCAGUCUGUGAAAUUGCACUGAUACAAAUAUUCAUGGUAGACUUUGGAAAUUCAGAAGCCCUAAUUGUCACAGGUGUUGGUGACACUCACGUGAGACCAGAACACACUGCCGAGCAGCAUGUUGUACUCAGUGACUUAUGUCUGGUUCUGAGGAAGUCUGACCCACACAUCAGAGGGCUACUGAAAGACACCCAGCCAUUAGCACAGCCAUGCUCAUUGAAAGACAUUGUUCCACAGAACUCAAAUGAAGGCUGGAAAGAGGAAGCUAAAGUGGAAUUUUUGAAAAUGGUAAAUAACAAGGCUGUUUUAAUGAAAGUUUUUGGAGAAGAAGAUGGUGUGCUUAUUGUAGAUCUGCAGAAACCACCAGCAAAUAAAAUAAGCAGUGAUAUGCCUGUGUCUCUCAGAGAUGCAUUAGUUUUUAUGAAACUAGCAAGGUUUAGGUCACAAUCUGAAAAAAAUACAACUUUACACUACCAUCCACCUAUUUUGCCUAACGAAAUGACAGAUGUUUCCGUCAUGGUUUGUCAUAUAAAUAGUCCCACUGAUUUUUAUCUUCAGUUGAUAGAGGGCCUGGAUUUUUUAUUACUAUUAAAGACAAUCGAGGAAUUCUAUAAAAGUGAAGAUGGGGAAAAUCUGGAAAUCCUCUGUCCAGUUCAAGAUCAAGCCUGUGUAGCUAAAUUUGAAGAUGGAGUUUGGUACCGAGCAAAAGUCACUGGAUUGCCUGGACAUCGAGAAGUUGAAGUUAAAUAUGUGGACUUUGGUAAUACUGCAAAAAUAACACUUAAAGAGAUGCGUAAGAUAAAAGAUGAGUUUCUAAAUCCCCCAGAGAAGGCAAUUAAAUGCAAGCUCGCCUAUAUUGAACCAUGUAAAGGGACAAUGCAGUGGUCCAAAAAAGCUAAAGAAAAAUUUGAAGAAAAAACUCAAGAUAAAUUUAUGACAUGUUCAGUUAUUAAAAUUCUGGAAGACAAUGUGCUCUUAGUUGAGCUUUUUGAUUCUCUUGGUGCUCCUGAAACAACCCCUACUAGUAUUAAUGACCAGCUUGUUAAUGAGGGCCUCGCGUCCUAUGAAGAAGGGUAUACACUCAAAGAUAAUUCUAAAAAGCAUAUUGAAGUAUGGGAUCCUUCUCCAGAGGAAAUUAUCUCAAAUGAAUUAAACAACUCAAAUGCUGUGUCUACAAAAUUGCCUAAUGAGAAUUUCCAAUCACUUUAUAAUAAGGAACUGCCUGUGCAUAUCUGUAAUGUAAUAUCUCCUGAGAAGAUUUAUGUUCAGUGGUUAUUAACAGAAAACUUACUUAACAGUUUAGAAGAAAAGAUGAUAGCUGCUUAUGAAAACUCAAAAUGGGAACCUGUUAAAUGGGAAAAUGAUAUGCACUGUGCUGUUAGGAUCCCAGAUAAGAAUCAGUGGCGAAGAGGCCAGAUCAUCAGAAUGGUUACAGACACAUUGGUAGAGGUCUUGCUGUAUGACGUGGGUGUUCAACUAGUAGUGAAUAUCAACUGUUUAAGAGAACUUCAAGAAAAUCUAAAGAAAAUGGGAAGAUUAUCUUUGGAGUGCUCUCUUGUUGAUAUAAGACCAACUGGUGGGAGUGACAAGUGGACAGCGACAGCUUGUGACUGUCUUUCAUUGUACCUGACUGGAGCUGUAGCAACAAUGAUCUUACAGGCAGAUAGUGGGGAAAACAACAAAACAUGGCCACUACCUGUGAAAAUUUUUUGCAGAGAUGAAAAAGGAGAGCGUGUUGAUGUUUCUAAAUAUUUGAUUAAAAAGGGUUUGGCUUUGAGAGAAAGGAGAAUUAAUAAAUUAGACAACAGCCAUUUAUUAUCUGAGAAGUCUCCCGAAGUCCCCCUGGAACAAGAAGGUUCAGUGGUUACUAAGUGUGUUAAAAUCGACUUUGACCCUGACAAAAAAGCUGCUGAUAUAAUCAGUGAACACAAGGUGUCUGAAUUUAAGGAGAAAAUUCUAGAACCAAGAACCACUGGAUGCUAUAAACCACCAGCUAUUCCUAACAUGCAAGUAUUUGAGGCAGUAGUCAGCUGCAUUGGUGAUGAUGGAACUAUUUUUGUAGUACCUAAACUAUCAGAAUUUGAGCUAGUAAAAAUGAUGAAUGAAAUUCAGUGUAAUUUAAAAUGCCUUGGUCUUUUGGAGCCUUAUUUCUGGAAAAAGGGAGAAGCCUGUGCAGUAAGAGGAUCCGAUACUAUGUGGUAUCGAGGCAAGGUGAUGGAAGUUGUAGGCGGCAUGAUCAGGGUACAAUAUUUAGAUCAUGGAUUCACUGAGAAGAUUCCACAGUGUCAUCUUUACCCUAUUUUGCUGUAUCCUGAUAUACCCCAGUUUUGUAUUCCUUGUCAGCUCUAUAAUACUAUACCUGUUGGGAAUGUCUGGCAACCAGAUGCAAUAGAACUUCUUCAGGAACUGCUUUCAAAGAGACAGGUGGAAAUACAUAUUAUGGAAUUACCGAAAAAUCCCUGGGAGAAAUUAUCUAUUCAUCUUUAUUUUGGUGGAAUGUCACUUUCUUACUUUAUGGCACACUAUAAACAUUGUACUUCUGAACAUUCUGAGGAGAUACUGAAAGAAAAACCAACAGAUUACAAUAAAAAAUAUGAGGAAGAAGAAUGGGAAAUAAGGUUUGAGGAAUUGCUUUUGUCUGAAACAGAGACUCCUGUCUUACCACCAUAUUUGUCUUCAGCUCUGCCUCCCUCGGAAGAACUCUAUGCUGUGCAAGUUAAGCAUGUUGUCUCACCCAGUGAAGUGUAUAUUUGCCUUGAUUCUGUGGAAAAUUGUAAUCAGUAUAGCCAGCAUAGUGACACAGAUGAUAGUGGAGUCAGCUGGGAGUCGGAAUCCAAGAGCCUUGAUGAAGCGCUGCGGAGGUGUAAUAAGAAUGUAAAGAUGUUUCCUCCUGUGACAGAUUUUAGAACAGAAAUGCCUUGCCUUGCAGAAUAUGAUGAUGGCUUAUGGUACAGAGCAAAAAUUGUUUCCAUUAAAGAAUUUAAUCCUUUAACUGUCCUAGUACAAUUUGUUGAUUACGGAUCCACUGAAAAGCUGACAGCAAACAGAUUGUGUCAAAUUCCUCUUCAUCUUAUGCAGUACCCAGCCCGAGCCAUAAAGGUUCUCUUGGCAGGGUUUAAACCUCCCUUAAGGGACUCGGGAAAGAUAAGAAUACCGUACUGUCCCAAAUGGAGCAUGGAGGCACUGUGGGCUAUGAUAGACUGUCUUCAAGGAAAACAACUGUAUGCUUCUUCCGUGGCUCAGGCACCAGAACAAACAGUGACAUUAUAUGAAGAUGAACAGUACCCAGUUCACAUGUCAUUAGUAGAAAUGGGGCUCGCAGACGUGGAUGAAUGAGAUUUCUUCCUGACAGGCCCCUCUCACCUGUUCAGCACUGGUGUGAAAGAGGUCCCACAUCUGUAAUGCUGGGAAUGGCAUCGUGACUCCUAGAAGCAGACGGCACGGGCUGAGCAGGAGAGAACAGAGCGGGCACCAUAAUUCACACGCGAGUAUGUGGUGCGCACCUCAAACCCCUGAACAACCGAUGUCCUCGUAACAAAUGAUGAAAGUACUUGGGUAACCAGUUAACUCUUUUCUUAUCCACAAGUGACUCAACAACUAGAUUUGAACAUCAACAUUUAGCAGAGAUUUAUAGGAACACAUUUUGUUUUUCAGGUACACAGUGCAGAGCAUCUGUAGUAGCCCAGAAGGAAGUUUUGUUGUAUUUAGACCAUUUUGGGCUUAGUUUUUUUGACUUGUUCUGCAAUAGUGCUUUUCCCGCCUUAUUUCUUACGAGUUGAACUGCUAGGAAUUGUGUGGACGACAUCAGAAAAAAUGGUUAAUACUUACUUUCAAAUAUUUGCUUUUAUCAUAAUUUCAAAAUGAAAUAGUUUAGACACAUGAAAAAAUUUUAGUUCCUUUUAUAACUAAUGAUUCAGCUUAAGAACUAAAAUAUUAUCAGUACACUUGAAGCUCCUUCCAAUCACAGUCUCCCCCUUCCCAGGUAGAGGUGACAUAAUGUUGUUGUGAUUUGGUGUUUAUCAUUCUUACAGGAGUCUUCAUGUUACUGUAUACGAACGCAUCCAUAAAUGAGGGGUAGUAUCGCUCUGUGCAUGUUACUGUAUGUGGUAUCACACAACUGUCCUUUCUAUUUUAUUUGCACCAUUUAGCCACGUUGGUAUGUACAGCUCUUAUUUUCACUGCUAUAUCCAUGUGCCUAAUUUAUUGUUAGAUAUUCAGAGGUUACUGGUUUUUUCUCAAUUACAAAUAUUCUUCUGUAAGACCCUUGUGUACAAGUGAGAGGUUUUCUAGCACAUACACAUAGUAGUGGAAUUUGCCAGGUCAUGGGGGUGAUUGGUUUCUAAAAAGUAUAUUUCUACCGAUUGACCUCACGAUCAGCCAUCCGAGUUCCUUGCCUACACUUGGUGCGGCCAGGCCUUUACUUGCCAGACUGUGAUACUAGUAAGAAAAGGUAUCUCAUUGUUUAUUAUGCGUUCACUGGCUUAUUAGUGAGCAUUCUGUGCUUUGUUUAUUGCUUGUUCAUAUCCUUUGUCUUUCUAGUGAGUUGUGAUUUUCCUAGUGACUUGUAGAAAUUCUUUAUAUAUUCUGGUUAGUAAUCCUUUGUCAGGUUUAUGUGUGGCAUGUCUUUUCCCUGUUUUGUAUCACCUUUUGACAAGUAAACUUUUUACUCAUUUAUCAUCCUUUUUCCUUAAAGUCUGUGCUUUUUGUGUGUCAUUUAAAAAUCCUUCCCCUUCCUGAGGUUAUAUAGUUAAGUCCUUAUUUUUGAAAAGUUUUAAAGUUUUUUCAUAUUCAGU